Eubalaena glacialis (North Atlantic right whale) is the source of this 2404-nucleotide messenger RNA. It is a transcript of the gene MGAT5B, whose product is annotated as alpha-1,6-mannosylglycoprotein 6-beta-N-acetylglucosaminyltransferase B. The transcript has 18 exons. Lineage: Eukaryota; Metazoa; Chordata; Mammalia; Artiodactyla; Balaenidae. Gene Ontology annotation, biological process: protein N-linked glycosylation. The record is from RefSeq and is a predicted model, not a curated record. Gene Ontology annotation, cellular component: Golgi apparatus. Bases 1 to 2379 code for a protein of 792 amino acids. Gene Ontology annotation, molecular function: alpha-1,6-mannosylglycoprotein 6-beta-N-acetylglucosaminyltransferase activity.
AUGAUCACAGUCAACCCCGAUGGGAAGAUAAUGGUCAGAAGAUGCCUGGUCACCCUGAGACCCUUUCGGCUUUUUGUCCUGGGCAUCGGCUUCUUCUCACUCUGCUUCCUGAUGACGUCUCUGGGAGGCCAGUUCUCAGCCCGGCGCCCGGGGGACUCCCCCUUCACUGUCCGCACAGAAGUGAUGGGCGGGCCGGAGUCCCGCGGUGUCCUCCGCAAGAUGAGUGACCUGUUGGAGCUGAUGGUGAAGCGCAUGGACACGCUGGCCAGACUGGAGAACAGCAGUGAGCUGCACCGGGCUGCCGGCGACAGGCACUUCCCUGUGGACAGGCUACCCCCCGGGGCCGGCCUCAUGGAGCGGAUCCAGGCCAUAGCCCAGAACGUCUCAGACAUCGCCGUGAAGGUGGACCAGAUCCUGCGCCACAGCCUGCUCCUGCACAGCAAGGUGUCUGAAGGCCGGCGGGACCAGUGUGAGGCACCCAGCGACCCCAAGUUCCCUGACUGCUCAGGGAAAGUAGAGUGGAUGCGUGCCCGCUGGACCUCUGACCCCUGCUACGCCUUCUUCGGGGUGGACGGCACCGAGUGCUCUUUCCUCAUCUACCUCAGUGAGGUCGAGUGGUUCUGCCCUCUGCUGCCCUGGAGGAACCAGACGGCCACCCAGAGAGCCCGCAAGCCCCUCCCCAAAGUCCAGGCAGUUUUCCGGAGCAAUCUAUCCCACCUCCUGGAGCUGAUGGGCAGCGGGAAGGAGUCUCUAAUCUUCAUGAAGAAGCGUACCAAGCGGCUCACGGCCCAGUGGGCACUGGCUGCCCAGCGCCUGGCGCAGAAGCUGGGGGGUGUCCGGAGGGACCAGAAGCAGAUCCUUGUCCACAUCGGCUUCCUGACGGAGGAGUCUGGGGAUGUGUUCAGCCCGCGGGUGCUGAAGGGCGGGCCUCUGGGGGAGAUGGUGCAGUGGGCAGACAUCCUGGCUGCUCUCUACGUCCUGGGCCACGGCCUCCGGAUCACAGUGUCCCUGAAGGAGCUGCAGAGUAACUUAGGGGUGCCGCCAGGCCGGGGGAACUGCCCGCUCACCAUGCCCCUGCCUUUCGACCUCAUCUACACUGACUACCACGGACUGCAGCAGAUGAAGCAGCACAUGGGACUCUCCUUCAAGAAGUACCGGUGCCGCAUCCGGGUCAUCGACACCUUCGGGACAGAACCUGCGUACAACCACGAGGAGUAUGCCACGCUGCACGGCUACCGGACAAACUGGGGCUACUGGAACCUCAACCCUAAGCAGUUCAUGACCAUGUUCCCUCACACCCCGGACAACUCCUUCAUGGGCUUCGUGUCCGAGGAGCUCAACGAGACGGAGAAGCAGCUCAUUAAAGGCGGCAAGGCCAGCAACAUGGCCGUGGUGUACGGCAAGGAGGCGAGUAUCUGGAAGCUCCAGGGGAAGGAGAAGUUCCUGAGCAUCCUGAACAAGUACAUGGAGAUCCACGGCACCGUGUACUACGAGAGCCAGCGGCCCCCCGAAGUCCCGGCCUUCGUGAAGAACCACGGCCUCUUGCCGCAGCCUGAGUUCCAGCAGCUGCUGCGCAAGGCCAAACUCUUCAUAGGGUUUGGCUUCCCCUAUGAGGGCCCUGCCCCGCUGGAGGCCAUCGCCAACGGCUGCGUCUUCCUGCAGUCUCGCUUCAGCCCGCCCCACAGCUCGCUCAACCAUGAGUUCUUCCGGGGCAAACCCACCUCCAGAGAGGUGUUCUCCCAGCAUCCCUACGCAGAGAACUUCAUUGGCAAGCCCCACGUGUGGACCGUCGACUACAACAACUCAGAGGCGCUUGAAGCGGCCAUCAAGGCCAUCAUGAGAACCCAGGUGGACCCCUACCUGCCCUACGAGUACACGUGUGAGGGGAUGCUGGAGCGGGUCCAUGCCUACAUCCAGCACCAGGACUUCUGUGCAGCCCCAGGCCCUGCCCCCGCAGGGGCCCAAGCCCCGGAGAGCCCCUUCAUCCUGGCCCCCAACGCCACUCACCUCAAGUGGGCCCGCAACGCCAGCUUGGCCCCCGGGGCCUGGCCCCCAGCGCACUCUCUCCGGGCCUGGCUGGCCGCCGCUGGGAGGGCCUGCACGGAUGCCUGCCUGGACCACGGGCUGAUCUGCGAGCCCUCCUUCUUCCCCUUCCUCAACAGCCAGGACGCCUUCCAGACGCUGCAGGUGCCCUGUGAUGGCACCGAGUCGGAGAUGAACCACCUGUACCCGGCCUUUGCCCAGCCGGGCCAGGAGUGCUUCCUACAGAAAGAGCCUCUGCUCUUCAGCUGCGCCGGCUCCAGCACCAAGUACCGCCGGCUCUGCCCCUGCCGAGACUUCCGCAAGGGCCAGGUGGCCUUGUGCCAGGACUGUCUGUGAGGGCGCCCACCCGGCUGGCCCUCCC